This is a messenger RNA of Colletotrichum chrysophilum, 1329 nucleotides long. RefSeq lists its product as uncharacterized. The transcript is spliced from 3 exons. The record is from RefSeq and is a predicted model, not a curated record. NCBI's taxonomy places the organism in Eukaryota, Fungi, Ascomycota, Sordariomycetes, Glomerellales, Glomerellaceae. The coding region runs from base 1 to 1329 and encodes 442 amino acids.
AUGGCCGAUACCGCGACUUCCGACCCCGCCUCCAAGGUGAAAUCCCACGCCUCGACUGUCGUCGCCGAACACGGCUACCCGCGCGGCCAUCUGGGCCACCUCAACGAGCACGAAGAGGCGCAGCUCGUCGCCUUCAAGCAGCUGGUCGAGGAGAAGGGGCUGUACAAGCCAGGCCCGCCUGCGUCCCACGACGACCAAACACUUCUGCGAUACCUCAGAGCCCGCAGCUGGGUCCCCGCAGACGCCCUCACGCAGUUCAAGGACACGGAGGAGUGGCGCGCCGGCAGCGACAUCGACACCCUCUACCACACCAUCGAGCUCGACGCCUACGAGCAGAGCCGCCGCCUGUACCCGCAAUGGACCGGCCGCCGCGACCGCCGCGGCAUCCCGCUGUACCUCUUUGAGAUCAAGCACCUCGACACCAAGGCCAUCGCCGCCUACGAGAAGUCCGGCAAGGAGACCUUCAGCAAGGCCAAGUGGGACGGCAAGACCCCGCAGGGCCUGCUGCGCCUGUUCGCCCUCUACGAGAACCUCACCCGCUUCAACCAGCCCUUCUCGACGCAGCUGCAGGACCGCGACUUCAACGACACCCCCAUCACCCUGAGCACAAACAUUGUCGACAUCUCGGGCGUCAGCCUGAAGCAGUUCUGGAACCUCAAGAGCCACAUGCAGGCCGCCAGUCAGAUCGCGACGGCGCACUACCCCGAGACUCUUGACCGCAUCUUCAUCAUCGGCGCGCCCGUCUUCUUCUCCACGGUCUGGGGCUGGGUCAAGCGCUGGUUCGACCCCAUCACCGUCUCCAAGAUCUUCAUCCUCUCCCCGCACGAGGUCCUCCCGACGCUCGAGCAGUUCGUCGAGCCGCGCAACAUCCCCAAGAAGUACGGCGGCCAGCUCGAGUUCGCCUGGGGCGACCAGCCCACCGUCGACCCCGCGUGGGAGGGCGUCGUGCGCUGGGAGAACGGCCACACGGCCUUCACCGGCCGCCCCGCCGUCUGGCGCGAGACCGCGGACGGCACCCGCGUCGAGUGUUUCGGCAUUGGCUGCGUCAACGGCAAGGAGCAGGAGGAGCUCAUCGCCUCGGUGCCGCGCACGUGGCCGCCCGCCAAGACGAACGGUGUCGCGGUGGAGACGACCACGACCGUGCCGGUUGACGAGAAGGACGGCGCCGUGACGGAGGGCACCCAGACCGAGCCCGUCAAGAUUACCGAGCCCGAGGCGGCGACGACGAAUGGCGAGGACGAGCUGUCGAAGCUGUCCAUCUCCGAGACCAAGGAGAUUACCGAGAAGCACACCAACGGCAGCACGACGGCGCCCGUGGGUCUGGCAUAG